Molecule: messenger RNA, 2546 nt
Organism: Cololabis saira (Pacific saury)
Lineage: Eukaryota; Metazoa; Chordata; Actinopteri; Beloniformes; Belonidae
Gene: pllp
Product: plasmolipin
Exons: 4
Coding region: 398-955 (185 amino acids)
Biological process (GO): myelination
Cellular component (GO): membrane
Molecular function (GO): structural constituent of myelin sheath
Source: RefSeq, a predicted model, not a curated record
AGAGAAGAUGAUGAAACAUUUGAUAUGUUGCUGUGGGUGUGUGAAGGAAAGAGAGACUAGCACAACGCCACCAUUGGACACCUGUCAGCGCAGGUGGACGGACUUACGGAUGGAUAUCUGAGGUUUAACUGAAGGCUUCCUCAUUCACACUUUGGACUUUUUUUAACACAUCAAGACCGUCCAUUUUUUACUUUAAGCAUAAAGAUUUUAAUGAGAAGAUUUUGUUUGCUAUUGUCAUCAGCUGAUGUAUGGAUUUUAUUCAAUUCCAGUAUCAUCUAAAGCGUGAAAACUGUUGGUGAAGGAAGACUUCCCAUCUGUUAAUCUCAGACUGAAAGCUUGAAGAGUUUGUUAGUGUGGCUGUUUCUGGGAUACCCAUCUCCAGAUAAGCUGUUGGAUCAUGGCAGAUUUCCCGUCCAAGGUUACUACGGAGACCAGCGCCCCCAACUCCCAGAGCUCCCAGCAAAGGGGAAACAGCCUCCGAAGUUUGGCUGCUAAUGUCACCACCAAGAUGGACAUGUCCUUUGUUCGAAGCAUCCCAGCUAUCCUCACGAUGGCUGAAAUAGUCCUGGGUUUGCUCCACUGGGCUCUGAUUGCCAGCACACCUUACACGGUUGUGCCAGCGUACGGCUGGGUGAUGUUUGUGGCCGUCACUCUGUGGCUCAUCACCACCGUCGUCUUCUUUCUGAUCCUGUUCAGCGUCCAUCGACAGCUGGCCGUCAUCCCCUGGCCGCUGACGAUGAUGGUGUAUAACGGUGUUGCUGCAUUGCUGUAUCUCACAGCUUUCUUGGCCAAUGCUGCAACUGUGAAGUACUUCGGUUAUUUCUUCGGACAUAUAGGAGCCGCUGCUUUCUUUGGCGCUGUGGUGACCCUGCUGUACGGCGCCAGCACUUUCUUCUCUUACUUGGACUGGAGGGAUGAUGGAGGGAAUGCUGCGACCAGCACAGUGCCGGCCUAGGACCCAGCGUAGCCCGUGAUGCUGCUCUGGGAGCAACAUUUCAGUGUUUAAUGUGACUUUUUACACAGUCUCCUUUAACUAUAACCACUAACCCAAACCUGAUUUCAGCUGAACUCCAGUAUUAACAAGGUGAAGCCCGUUCCAGAAAUGUCCUCCUGUUUGUUAUUCCUAAUAGCACCAUAAGAAUACAGGAAGCCUGCAUUCAUAAUUCUAAGUAAGAGUUAUGGCAGUUUCCCAAAAUUCACAGUUUUUUAAAGAUUUGUUCAUGUCUAUGGAGCCACUUUGCUUUGCACAGCAUGGUGAUUGACCAGAAGAGUUAACAAAACCUCUCUUAAAAGGCACAUCUAAAGCUUUUAAAGUUGCAUCUUAAUGCAGAAUUGUAAGUUUGAUGUCCUACUAGAGUUUGUGUGCUGGACUGUUUUAAUGUGUGGCCCAGUUGCUGUUACUCCCUGGAGUCUUCCCUGCCAAGGAAAACUUGGAAACACUGCAACAUGUUUUGUUCUUUGCCUUUUGUGCAGAUUAGAUCAAUGAGGGGUGCCCAGUCUAGUCUUUGGUGAGGCUAACUGGUUGCUGAUCACUAGAAAGGUACAAAUAUUCACAAUUAAAGGGAUAUCCCAACAUUUUGGGAACAGUUAUUUGCCACCAACUCCGGAGCAAAUGCACCUGCCCAAGAAGUGCUGCUUUGCCAAAUAAAGUUAAUUAAAUGUUCAUAAGAUUUUUUCUCUCGUUUAACAGUUAUGUCUAAACAAAGCAAAUGAAUGAGUCACAACAUGGAAAUAAAAACAUUAGGGUUAUUCAGGGGUUAUUGGAUGAACAGAGAAAAGAAAAGCACAAGUAUCAAACUCUGGACUUAAUGGUCAGCAAGCUAAUUCCAAAUUUUGGUGUAUCCCUUAAACUUGUUGCGAGAUCAUAUUUUGAUAUUUUCCCAAAUUAGUAGGUACUCCUUUAGUGUAAGUUCCUUCAAAUAAUGAAGUAAUAAUUUAAGUGUAUACUACAGUUUCUAAGGGGCAUUAAGUCACUGGACACUGGUUAGAAGGGUUGUGUUAUUGUUUAGUCUGCUAUAAACAUCACAUGCGCACCAGGAAAUGAGACACUUGUUCAUCUAAAUCCUGAGAGGAGCAGCACGUCUCUCAAAUUUCACUAAAGUCAAUAUUGAAAACUUGAAUGUUGAACUUUUCUCAAGUGGACAUCUAUCCACCAAAUCAGAGAAAAUUAUGAAACACAAUCAUUCGAUGUUUAUUCUGUACUUUUUGUUUGUAUGACAUGUUACCUCCUCAGCAGUUUAUGAUAAAUAUAUUUCUUGACAUGGUCUUCAUAUGUUCCCCUUUCUCCCAGACAGAUACCACUCCAUCACAGGAAUAACAAGUUUGCAUUAUAUAUAUAUAUAUAUAUAUAUAUAUAUAUAUAUAUAUAUAUAUAUAUAUAUAUAUAUAUAUUCAUUAGUGGAUUUACUAAAUACUGCUCAGCUCCAGUUUUACUGUAAUGUGCCUUUAUUAAAAAAAUAUUUCUCUUUUUGUAUCAUGAAUUUGAUAUAAAGGAUAAAUGCAAGGACUCUACCGUGCAUUUCUAAUAAAGUUCAGAGACGUUUCAA